UGAGACUGGGGAUGUCUGAGGCUCAUUCUGCCCUUGAACCCACCAGGAACGAAAGAGAGCUCCAUCUGCCCUCCAGAAACCCAGCCAUGAACUCCCUCUUCACAAGUGCCUUCCCGCCAGCGUUCCUCUCACUGGGGCUGCUCCUGGUGAUGGCUACUGGCUUCGUUACCCCAGCACCUGCAGGUGGUGUCACCUCAAAUAAGCCAUCACUCACCACUCCAGGAAACGUGGAACAGCGUGUGAAAUACAUGCUCUCUAAAAUCAGUGAACUGAGAAAGGAGCUGUGUAGCAAGUUUGACAAGUGUAACGACCAGGACGCAGUUUCAGCAAACAACAUGCACCUUCCAAAACUGGAAGAGAGAGAUGGAUGCUUCCAAUCUGGGUACAAUCAGGAUAUCUGUGCACUAAGAUUUACCAGUGGUCUUCUGGAGUAUGAGAUCUACCUGGAGUAUGUCCAGAGCAGUUAUGAUGGUGAUGAGGACAAGGCCAAGAAUUUGGAGGGCAGCAUCAAAGCCCUGGUCCAGGCCCUACAGGAAAAGAUGAAAAAUUUCAAUUUAGUAUGCAUCCCUAGCCCAUCAGCAAGAGAAGGCCUGUUGUUUAAGCUGAAGUCACAGGCUCAGUGGCUGAAGAACUCGACCAUUUACUUGAUCAUGAGGGGCUUUGAAGACUUCCUGGAGAUCGGCAUACGGGCUGUUCGUAACUAUUAACCUGGCCAUCUAAGAUUGUUAUAGUUCAUGGGCAUUCCUUCCUCUGGUCAGAAAUCUGUUUGUUCUCUAUGAAGGACUUCAGGUGUGAGCGUUACGACACUAUUUUAACUAUUUUUAAUUUAUUAAUAUUUAAUUAUGUGAUGUUGAGUUAAUUUAUACCAGUGAUUAAUAUUUAUAUUUUUCAUGGAGUGCCACUUGAAACAAGUUUAUGUAUUAAUUUUGAAAAAAUAACAUAAAAUGGCCAUGCAGCUUGAAUACCCUCGAUGUUUCAGAGCCAGAUCAUUUCUUGGAAUGUGUAGGCUUACCUCAAAUCAAUUGCUAAUUUAUACACAUUUUUAAAGAAAUAUUUAUAAUUAUAUUUAUAUAAUUGUUUAAAUCAUUUCAACCA
Molecule: messenger RNA, 1095 nt
Organism: Manis javanica (Malayan pangolin)
Lineage: Eukaryota; Metazoa; Chordata; Mammalia; Pholidota; Manidae
Gene: IL6
Product: interleukin 6
Biological process (GO): cell differentiation; positive regulation of receptor signaling pathway via JAK-STAT; immune response
Cellular component (GO): interleukin-6 receptor complex; extracellular region
Molecular function (GO): cytokine activity; interleukin-6 receptor binding
Source: RefSeq, a predicted model, not a curated record